UGACAGCUCACAGCUGCUCUGAGAAAGUAUGUCACAGUGAUGGAGUAUCGCGUGUCACGUGAUCGCAUACAUUAACGCCGAGCAGGUAUAACCACGUGAUCAUCAGUGAAGCGUCAGCCAGGAAGUGAGACGUUGUUUACCUCGAGUGCUCGUCCAUGUUGCAGUACCUGUAAAGGUAAAACACUUGGUCACUGUUGAUCUAUUACACACGACUCGUCUUAAAAGCACUCACAGAUUUGAAGUAUAGUCGACAUCAAGAUAUGGCCGUCGCUAAAAGGAUAACAGACAACCAUCUGACCUGUGUCAUCUGUAGAGAGGUGUUCACAGACCCUGCAUCACUUCAGUGCAAUCACACAUUCUGUAAGUCGUGUCUGCUGAAAUACACCAAAACACAGCCAGGAGCAAUACAAGCCAGAUCCAUUCCAUGUCCCUCCUGCAGACAACUGACGAGGGUGGCCACUCCUGACAGAUCAGUACAUGAAUGGGUCAAUUGUCUGAAACCAAGCCACGUCAUACAGGGCCUGAUAGACGAUUUGGUGGGAUCGCAAGAUCUUGAUGUCUGUGGUGUGUGCAAACGAGAUGGGGACACAACUCCAGCCACCAUGUUGUGCACCAUUUGUGACGAUGUUUUCUGUGAUGGGUGUGUCAUGAAGCACAAUAGGGUGCCAAGGUUACGUGACCAUAAAGUGAUUGACUUACGGAAUAGGAAACCAAAGGUUCCAAGCUCUAUGUGCAGAAUUCACAAGGACGAGAAGAUAAAACUGUUUUGCAAAGAUUGCAGGAUGGCAAUUUGUACUGUAUGCUGCAGCAUCAAACACAGGAAGUGUGAUGAUGUUGAAACCAUUGAUGCCAUGACGCCUCUUGUAAAAGAAACUCGGAUCAAUCAAACAAGGAACCAAUUGAGGGAGAGUAAAACUUACACUGAUAAGAUGUCAUCAAUACGAUCGGAUUUUGAAAGCAUUCUGACCAUCGAACUCCCCAAGCUGAGGAGAUCUUUGGAUGAGCUGAAGAUCGGAAUUGCUCGGCGUCCCCUGCAAACAAUUGACUGCAGCAGGCAGGGACACACGUACGGUGCAUUGAAUGAUGUUGCAGUUUUGACUGUUCAUGGUAUCAAGGUAACUGUUGUGACAGAUAAUUCAAUCAGUAGACUUCAUGCAUGUUAUACUUCAAACAAAACAUUCAUCCAGAAAUGUCUCGAUCUUCCCACUGGUCCAAGUCGAGUAGCUAAGGUGGGUGAAGCUUUGGCAGCUGUUACUCUGCCAGCCUCACGACAAAUAGCUUUCAUCAACUUUGACCCUGAGCCUUCAUUACUCUCAACUGUGAAGACAAAGAAGAUGUAUUAUGGGUUAGCCUGUCUGAACUCUUCACAACUGGUAGCAGGUGGUAACGACAGUCGUGCCUCUGUUGACGUGCUGGAUAUGAAAGGGAAUGUUCUUAAAUCUAUCAACACAGGUGUGAUAAAGAACCCCUUCUAUAUUCACGUUACGAGGAAUAACAGCUUGUUGGUUAGUGAAUGGACAGUAAAAUCCCUGGUAUCUGUGACCAGUGAAGGCAAAAUUGUUUUCACCUACACUCCCACAGGAAACAAAGCUCUGAAAUAUCCCGGAGGUAUCACAUCAACCAGCACAGGCGACAUCCUGCUUGUAGACAGUGGCUCCAACAGGGUAAUUCAGCUGACAGAGUCGGGGCAGUUUGUCAGAGAUGUUUUCAAACCACUGUAUUGCCCUGAGUAUCCUGUUGGCAUCUGUCUGGAUGAUGAUGGUCUGCUGUAUGUUUCCAGCUAUACGUACGUGAAAGUUUUCAGAUUUGAAUAGUAUGUGAAUAAACACACGGAUAAUAUUUAACAUUGAUUAAUUGAACAUGGAAAUUAAUGUACUGCACAACUUGCUUGUGAACCAUACCGACUGUAUACUUCGUCAGGCAGUUAUGACAAACGGCCACGAGAAACAACUGGUGGUACAGAAAUUGUUAUCAAGCAGUUGAUCUUUGGAACAGAUUUAAUUUAUCAAUGCUUGAUAUCUUGCUUUUAACGAACAUUACAGAAAGCUCGUCUACUCUCUUCGGCCAGAAUGAUCAACCGUUUGAGAUUGAAGACACAGAGAAAGUUAUGAUAGAAUUUAUUGACACAAAACUAUCUAAACAGUGGGAAUGUGCAAUGUAUUCAAUGUAUUAUAUAUAUAUAUAUAUAUAUAUAUAUGUGUGUGUGUGUGUGUGUGUGUGUGUGUGUGUGUGUGUGUGUGUGUGACUCAUACGACACAUGAAAUUCAACAUGAUUUAUCUGUUUGUAUGACUGGACAUGUUUUACAGAAAUAUUAUCAAGUGCUAUCUUUUUUUACAAUGACAAACAAUGAUCAUAUAUUGAAUCCAACAUUUGAACUACCAGUGUGUUAGUACAAAUGACACCAGGACACAAUGAACUACUGCACAAGAUGAAUUAUCCUGAUAUAAUUUAACUGACAAGAUAGAAUAUUAAAACAGUGGGAACUUUACAUUUUAUGCAUGCAUGCAUGUCUGUAUGUAGGAAUGUAUGUAUGUAUGUAUGUAUGUAUGUAUGGAACAUAUGUUCCAUAUGGUAUGUUUGUUAAUUUGUUUUUUUAAUUGUUAUCAGCAAUACUCCAACCUAACUAGCGUCCAAAAGAAACUGUACUAUAUUUUUAAAUCACUAGCAUCCGAUAUUGGCAUGCCAGUUGCUAACUACCUAUAUGACACUUUAUAGUGUCACAGAUCGUGGUAUUUAAAGCAAACACGUUGCUCAAAGUGAAGCAAUAUUUUCCCUCUACAUUCUCAACAUAUUUAUAUCAAAAAUAUUUCGUCUGUCUUCGGCCCAACUUGGCCCGGGCUGUCAAAAUCAACCUUAACCUCACAAAUGUAUCAUAAAAUGUGUUUACAUCUAUAGAAUCGCAUUAUAUCUACCUAUGUCUACCUUUGUUGUUUUGAGUCCAUCUCACUCUUGAAAAUAUAACAAAAGUCCUUGUAUGGCA
Molecule: messenger RNA, 2981 nt
Organism: Haliotis rufescens (red abalone)
Lineage: Eukaryota; Metazoa; Mollusca; Gastropoda; Lepetellida; Haliotidae
Product: probable RING finger protein 207 homolog
Exons: 3
Coding region: 261-1814 (517 amino acids)
Molecular function (GO): zinc ion binding
Source: RefSeq, a predicted model, not a curated record